CAGAAGGGGCGCUGUUGUCACUUCUGCUCCCGGGAACCAAAUAAGGAAAUGACGUGCUGCAGAGCAGACGUGCGGGUUCUCAAAUAGACAACUGAAACAGACUGACACUUACACCGGGACCGGGUUUGUGAGAGGCAGAGGAGGGUGAGGGGACCUGGCGCGGACACAAUACGAGGAUGGGGGACAUAACAGAAGUUGAGACAAGAUUCUACUCCAAAGCAGAGGACUACUGGAGGGAGGUCCCCCCCACAGUGGAUGGCAUGCUGGGAGGCUACGGCAGCAUCUCCAGCAUCGAUAUCAAUGGAUCCAAGGCUUUCCUGCAGAAGUUCCUUGGUGAAGGGGAAGGGAAGACGAGCGCAGGCUGUGCUCUGGACUGUGGAGCAGGCAUCGGGAGGAUCACCAAACGUUUACUGCUGCCUCUGUUCAAGACCGUGGACCUAGUGGAUGUGACGCAGGAGUUCCUGGACAAAGCCAAGACAUACCUGGGCGAGGAGGGCAACCGAGUGGGGAGGUACCUUUGCAGCGGCCUGCAGGACUUUGUACCAGAAAGUGGACGCUAUGAUGUCAUCUGGAUCCAGUGGGUCAUUGGCCACCUGACAGACGACCACCUGGUGGACUUCCUGCAGCGUUGCCAGAAAGCCCUGCGGCCGAACGGCCUCGUCGUCAUCAAGGACAAUGUGGCGUACGAGGGCGUGGUCCCCGACGAGGUGGACAGCAGCGUCUGCCGCGACCUGGAAAUAGUUCACAGUCUGGUGGGCAGAGCGGGCCUCCGCAUCGUCCACGAGGAGCAACAGACUAACUUCCCAAAGGAGAUCUACCAAGUCCACACACUGGCUCUCAGAUAGGACGGGACAGACAGGGCUCGUAUACACAGGAU
Sander lucioperca (pikeperch) is the source of this 877-nucleotide messenger RNA. RefSeq names its product N-terminal Xaa-Pro-Lys N-methyltransferase 1 (gene ntmt1). Bases 177 to 845 code for a protein of 222 amino acids. The record is from RefSeq and is a predicted model, not a curated record. Gene Ontology annotation, biological process: N-terminal protein amino acid methylation. Gene Ontology annotation, cellular component: cytoplasm. The transcript is spliced from 4 exons. Lineage: Eukaryota; Metazoa; Chordata; Actinopteri; Perciformes; Percidae. Gene Ontology annotation, molecular function: N-terminal protein N-methyltransferase activity.